AUGGCAUCCUCCCUUCCCCAAACAAUCCGCUCCGCAUUCUUCCACGACAAAGGCGACCUCCGAAUCGAACAAGUCGAGCAUCCACCUCUCUUACCAGGCCAUAUCGCAAUCGAGAAUAAAUUCUGUGGACUCUGUGGCAGUGAUUUACAUUUUUUCCAUGAGCAGAUGUUUGCGGAUACUUUGAAGACUCCGCAUCCGAUUACGGGGGCCAAUUUGCCGAUUGCGAUGGGACAUGAGUUUUCGGGGGUUGUGAGGGCUGUUGGGGAGGGGUGUAAGGGGGGUUUGAAGGUCGGUGACAAAGUCGCUGUCAUGCCUACGAUUUUCGAUGGGAGCUGUUCAGCUUGUAAGACUGGAGCGACGAAUGUUUGUCGGCAGACGGGGUUUUAUGGGAUCAAUACUAAGACUGGAGGGAUGGGUGACGGGGCUGUGAUUCCGGAGGAUUUGGUUUUUAAGUUGCCGGAGGGCAUCGAUUGUGAUGUUGGAGCACUUGUUGAGCCUUUGGCUGUGGCAUGGCAUGGCAUUAGUCUGGUGCGUGACCAGAUUACGGAGGAUUCGACGGCGUUGAUUAUUGGUGGUGGUCCGAUUGGAGCUGCAACACUUCUUGGACUACGAGCCAAAGGCGUGACUCGGAUCGCGGUGUCCGAGCCAACACUGAGCCGAAGAGAAUUCGCCCUGCAACUAGGAGCCACCGCAUCGUACAAUCCCUUGACCGAUAACGUUCCCGCUGAAGCCCCCAAAUCUCUCGGUGCACCUGAUGGUGUCGACAUGGUGUUCGAUUGCGCAGGCGUUGGACCUACGAUGGAUACCGGGCUCGCGUGCUUGCGUGCCAAAGGCACUCUGAUUAAUCUCUUCGUGUCGACCAAUGCGACAACUUACUAUUCAUUCCCGAUGAUAUCGAAGGAGAUCACCAUGUCCAGUAGCUUGGCAUAUUUAUCGAGCGACUUUAGAGAAGUCAUUGCGGCGAUAGAGACAGGGAAGAUGGAUCCUCGUCCUUUGAUUACGAAGAGGAUCAGGCUGGAGGAUGUUGUCAAGGAAGGGCUGGAAACUUUGACUCAGAAGGAUAAUCAGAAUUGCAAGAUCUUGAUUGAUAUGAGCCUAUAG
This is a messenger RNA of Cercospora beticola, 1101 nucleotides long. Its product is annotated as 2,3-butanediol dehydrogenase. Gene Ontology annotation, biological process: butanediol biosynthetic process. Gene Ontology annotation, cellular component: cytoplasm. The record is from RefSeq and is a predicted model, not a curated record. NCBI's taxonomy places the organism in Eukaryota, Fungi, Ascomycota, Dothideomycetes, Mycosphaerellales, Mycosphaerellaceae. Gene Ontology annotation, molecular function: (R,R)-butanediol dehydrogenase activity; zinc ion binding.